AUGCCCCGGCCGCUUUUCGAUGAGAAUAUGUGGAAUAUUCAGGAAAUAAAGGCUGUUCAGGUGCACCACACAAGAAUGGCGAACGGAUUCAUUUUCGGUGUCAAUGGAAAGCGAGUGGUGUUUUCCGGGGAUACGAAACCCUGUGAUUUGUUGGUAGAGGAAGGGCAAAACGCUGACCUUCUCAUCCAUGAGGCUACAUUCGAAGAUGGACAUGAGGCGGACGCUCUGAAGAAAAAGCAUUCAACGAUGGGCCAGGCUGUUGAAAUUGGUCGGAAGAUGAAGGCACGAAAUGUUAUUUUGACUCAUUUUAGCGCCAGAUAUCCAAAGGUACCUGAGCUCCCGGCAUAUCUAGAGAAGGCAGGAAACGUUGGUGUGGCCAUGGACAAUUUGAGUGUUCGCUUCGACCAGCUCGGCUUGGUACCGAAACUGAUACCAAUCUUUAGGGAGGUCUACCAGGAAGAACUGUUUGAAAUAGAACUGCGAAGGGAGACACGCAAUUUCAAACAGAAGGAGGAGCGUGAAUCGAAGAAGAAGUCCGAGCUAAAGUCACGAGAAAACACCGUCGCGAAUUAG
This is a messenger RNA of Cooperia oncophora, 573 nucleotides long. The record is from the annotation of a GenBank genome assembly. NCBI's taxonomy places the organism in Eukaryota, Metazoa, Nematoda, Chromadorea, Rhabditida, Trichostrongylidae.